Molecule: messenger RNA, 3170 nt
Organism: Episyrphus balteatus (marmalade hoverfly)
Lineage: Eukaryota; Metazoa; Arthropoda; Insecta; Diptera; Syrphidae
Gene: mi
Exons: 9
Coding region: 214-2952 (912 amino acids)
Source: RefSeq, a predicted model, not a curated record
UCCAAAACGCGCGAAGCCAGCAGGGCAAAUAAAAAAUUGUUUUAUUUUAUUAAAAAUUUUAAGUAUUAUAAAACAUAAAUAUUUAAAAUGCAAUGAAUUGAAAACUAUAAAAAAAAAAACAAUUGAAAAUCGCGAUAUUUUCAGUGCAUCUUCUACUUAACUGAAAAUAAAAGCACCUAUUUACCGCCCUUUGAUAAUUUUAUGGUAUAAAAUAUGACAACUGUAAAAUUGAAAAUUAAAAUUAAUAACAGCUAUGAAUCAGAACCAUCAUCUGGAAGCGGGUCAUCUAUCAGUGAAGCUAAUGAGUUUGAAAAUUCUGAACGAAGAGCUCAAAAUGUACAUAUUCAACUGAAUCCAAAUUUGUUUAAUGGUGCAAAUAGUUCAAAAGUAGGCAAACAAUAUUCUCUUUUUGACGAAAGAUGUGAUUCAAGACUUGGUUCAAGUCAGGAGUCGGAUUUCGAAGGUUUUACAGACCAUCAAAUAAAUCAACGAACGGUUGCUAUGGAUAAAAAAGGCAACAAACUUAAGAAAACAAGUAAAAGUUCUACAAAAAAACUUAAUUACGAUGAAUUAAUGAUAGAACAGAACAGUUGCAAUGCCGUAGACAUAGAGCUAAUGGAUAAAAACCACGUUAAAAAUUCGAAAGCUAAACAAGAUAUGUCUCCAGAACUUUCAGCAGAACUGUCCUUUAACGGGAAAAUCAAAAGUCUGACGGUUUCACAAACCGAAACAAAUUUUCAAAACCAAUCGACUUUUAAAAAUCCCCAAAUUCUCAAAACUGUGUUCGAAAUUCCCGGCAAAACAUAUAAUAGGUAUUCAAAUGAUAGGUCUCCAGAUCUGUUUGAAGACGAAGAUGGGGACGAAGAUUCCCUGGUUUAUGAAAACGAAGAAAGACUUACCGAGGAAAUUAAUAAAUCACUGAAUUGUCCGACGGAAUCAAGCUUUGCAGAAGAAAAUAUCGAAAACAUAGCUGGUGACAAUGCACUUUUACUUCGACAAAACAUAAAAAGAGAAAAAGAACUUUUAAAGCGGAUCAAAACAUGUUUGUCGGGGAUACCACCACCCCCAUCUUUAACUAUUCCACAAUUAGACUUGUUUUCUGCUAUUGCAAACAAUAAAGAGGAAAUACUCAAUUAUAAAACGGAAAUAGAAACAGUAGCCUCGGUAAUUGUUUGCGAAGAAGAAGGUCUAUUCAAGCCAUCUCAUCCUCUUGAUGAAGUUUUGGAAAUGCCGUUUAAAGAUACCCUGGGUGUUCGAGGACAUGGAUUGAAUUAUAAUUUGUGUAAAGCGUCAGAGAGUAUAGAACUACUAAGUUUGGCAGUUAUUGAAAGGUUUGUUGGUGCUGAAACUUCAACUUCGUACACUGCCAACUACGCAACCUCUCCUUCAAGUGCUAAAAAACGGAACAUUAGACAAAAAAUGCUGACACAAACUGCAGGUUACAAUAGGCUUAGCCAUUUGGCAAAACGGCGUGCUGCAUUUUCAUCCGCAAAUCUGGCAACAACUUUGUUUAAACCACAAAGUUGUUCUUUUGGAGGAAUGCAAAUCUUAUUGGAUAAAAAAAAAGGAAAAAGCCGUCGAAAAGGAACAACACCUAAAAGAAUGACACCCUCAAGUAAAAAGAAAGCUGGUCGCAAAACUCCUUCAUCGUCUGCAAGAAAACGCCUUUCAUUUCGGUUCGAUAUAACAAAGCCGGGUCCUUCGAGAGAAAAUUCCAAACGAGCACUUUUCCAGAGUCCUGCGAAACAACAAAGAACACAGGCUGCCGUUCUCAAACCAUCCGUGAAGCCAGAAAUAGCUAAUCGUGUAGAAAAAUCAAAGCGAGCUUUGUUUUCUCCAGAUAAACCUUCUCAAAGUUCUUUAAGUGAAUUUCGUAGUUUUAGUCAAGCUUCACAAUCGAGUAUUUUUGGUGGAAAUUUAGAAUUUUCAACAACGCUUAAAAGAAAACGUACUGAUGAUGAUCUCGAUGCCACACAAAACAGUAAAAAAAUCUUCCGUCAAGAAACUCAAAGUUUGACUCCACGUUCACUUAAAAUAAAAAGCCAAAGUUUUUGUGUUGCGGCUGGUUCCACAAACGUUAUGAGCAGCAGCACUAAUAAGUUGCAAAGCAAAAAUACCAUUAAUACAUCGAAUGUUAACCUAUCUAAAAACAGUAAUGGAAGGCCAAUAAUGAAAGCUUUUUCUGAUACAACAUUCAACACUUCUAACCUGUUAACGGAAAACCAUCGAAAGAAAUUACUAUGGGCAGUCUCACAAGCCUUGCAGUCAAAGCAAAUAAAUGUUACACAUGUAAAUUUUAAACAGUUCGCUUCGGUCUUGGCCAGAGUUGUAAAAAGGAUAUUUCAAGAGUAUUUUAUGAAAAUAAAUUCCAGCACCAGUGAUACCAUGCUAAGAUUGGCGAAAAAAUAUGUCUGCAAUGUGAUUUCCGGAAAGAGUGCCGAUGAAAUAUAUAUAUUUGCAAAGUCUAAAAUAGAAGAAGAAAGGAAAAUUUCUUCUUCAAGAUUAACAGGUUAUAUUGCACCCGACGAAUUCGAAAUCCGCAAGUUAGCAAUGACUCAAACCAGUCUGUGCAGUUUUGAGAAUUCAAUGGACUCGUUUGCAUUAAGUCAAAGCUCAUCAAUAACCCAACCCGCCCAUAAUAUCAAAAAUAUCGAAGAUAUAUUGAUGGAAUCAAAAAGUGCAAUUAAGUUGAAUAUUCAACCGAAUUCUAGUUUGCAAAAUAGUUCCUCUAAAAAUAACCUCGAUGGAAUAGCUCUUAGGGAGAACGUGGAUUGCGAGCAACGUUGGUCCGCACAAAAAUGUUUUACUGGAAUUGAUCAACAAAACGUUAGCCCUUAUGCAAAUCCAACAGUUCGAUCGUCCGGACAAACAUUAUCAUUUAAAAGCAGCUUGUAUGAUCUUAAUAAUAGCGCUGCCAAAGCAAAAAGGCAAAUAUCGUUUGAUAGUUUAUAAACUUAAUUUGUUAAAUAAAACUUAAUUUGAUAUCGCACAAUUGUUUGUUUUUAAAUGGAAAAGUAAUUUAAAUUACAAGAAAUUUGAAAACAUAUAAAUGGUUGUGAGAAACGUUAAACUGAAUUUAUAAGGAGUAUGUACAUGCAACAUACAUGCAUUGCUUUAUCUUAAUGAAAAUUGUAUUUAUUGAUAGUCAAAGUGAAAAGUAUUGUUAUUUA